GGGUUGGGGGGCUCAUAGCCUCAUAUAUAUCAUAAGUAACGCUCGAAGAAAAUGGCAAGAUUUCUCAUCGUGCUCGUACUAAUCCUUUGGUUCUGCUUUUCAUCAAUUGUUAAAGUUGAAGCACAAUCUCAAUCUGCCCGUCUUGCUCCCAGAGAAGUGGAAGCACUUAAAGAAAUACGUACACAACUGGGGAAGAAAGACUGGAACUUCAGCAUAGAUCCAUGCAGCAAUAGCACAAAUUGGGCUACCCCAAAAUCUGCUGAUUUCAUACAACAACACUCUCAUUUGCAACUGUUCCUACCCUGCUGAUGGUUUUUGCCAUGUUGUCAGCCUUUUUCUCAAAGGACAAGAUCUUGCUGGUGUACUUCCACCAUCCAUUGCGAAGUUACCCUACCUAACAAAAGUUGAUUUCACAAAGAACUACCUAAGCGGUACUAUACCACGUGAAUGGGCUUCGACAAAGUUGGAAUUUCUGUCCAUUACUGUGAACAACUUAACGGGACAGAUCCCUGACUACUUGGGAAACAUUACCACCCUAAUUUAUAUGAGCCUAGAAAAUAACAAGUUUUCUGGAUCUGUUCCUCCUGAACUUGGGAAAUUGGUUAACUUGAACAAUCUCAUUCUGAAUGCAAACAAUCUCACGGGAGAGCUACCGCAGCAUCUCACUAAUCUGACCAAGUUAACAGAACUUAGGAUUAGCAUUAACAACUUCACUGGAAAAAUACCUGAUUUUUUUCAAAGUUGGAAGAACCUUAAUAUGUUAGAGAUCCAAGCUAGUGGCUUCCAAGGUCCAAUUCCGCCUAGCAUUUCUGUCUUGAGUAGUUUAACAGAACUAAGAAUCAGUGACAUUAAAAAUGACGGGGACUCAGAAUUUCCAAACUUGAAGAGCAUGCCAAAGAUGCUUAAUUUAAUGCUGAGGAGCUGUAAUUUAUCUGGACACAUCCCCGAUUACAUACAAAACUUAACAAACUUGAAAACAUUAGAUCUCAGCUUCAACAGAUUGGAAGGUAGUGUUCCUGAUAUGUCAGCCGCACGCUUGGAGUGGUUAUAUCUCACAAGCAACUUGCUCACUGGGCCUAUUCCAGGCUGGAUCAACAAGACGGAUAUUAAAACCCAGAUAGACCUUUCUUACAACAAUUUUUCUGAGAACUCUGAGCCAACUACUUGUAGAGAACAAUUGAACUUGUUCAAAAGCUUUUCUGCACGAAACAACUCAUUAUUUGGAGGGUGCCUAGAAAGUUUUCCAUGUCCAAAAGAGCGGUACUCUUUACAUAUAAACUGUGGAGGAAAGGCAACCACCAUUGGAGGAAUUGACUUCGAAGCGGAUACAUAUCCAGGUGGGGCAGCAAAGUUCAUUCCUGUAAGAGCUUUAUGGGGAAUAAGUACCACUGGACAUUUCUGGGAUUCUAAGCCCACCUUUAAUGACUACAUAGCUAAUAAUGUGUCCAUACAAAGGAACGACUCGGAGUUGUACAUGAGUGCGCGUCUAUCUCCUCUUUCUCUCACGUAUUAUGUACGCUGCUUAAGAAAUGAAAAGUAUACCGUGAAACUUCACUUUUCGGAGAUAAUAAUCAGAGGCAAUAAAUCGUUUUACAGUCUUGGAAGACGGAUAUUUGAUGUCUAUAUUCAGGAGGAACUGGUGUGGGAGGAUUUUGAGAUCGAAAAGGAAGCACAUGGGGUUGACAGGGCAAUCAUUAAGGAACGUAAAGCAGUUCAAGUUAAUGAUACAACUUUAGAGAUCCGAUUUCAUUGGUCAGGGAAAGGGACAACAACUUCCCCACACAGAGGAGUAUACGGUCCUCUUAUAUCAGCUAUCUCGGUAGACCCUGAGUAUAAGACUCCUCACGAUAGCAAAAGCAAGGUACUAAUCACGGUCGGAACUUCAGUUGGAGCUUCGGUUGUGUGCCUUUUCUUGACUUUAGGCAUUCUCUGGUGGAGAGGCUGUCUAGAAAGCAAAACAUCAAGGGAAAAAGCUUUAAGAGGACUGGAUCUGCAAACUGGUUUUUUCACCUUCAGGCAAAUUAAAGCUGCUACUAACAACUUUGAUCCUGAAAACAAAAUUGGGGAAGGUGGUUUUGGGUCUGUCUACAAGGGUAUAUUGUUGGAUGGUACUAUAAUCGCGGUUAAGCAACUAUCAUCAAAAUCAAAGCAAGGAAACCGGGAAUUUGUGAAUGAAAUAGGCAUGGUAUCUGCUUUGCAUCAUCCAAAUCUUGUUAGAUUGUAUGGGUGUUGUAUUGAAUCAAACCAAUUAUUGUUGGUAUAUGAAUACAUGGAGAAUAAUAGCCUUGCACAUACUUUGUUCGGUCCAGAGGAAGGUCCAUUAAAGCUGGACUGGUCUACAAGGCUGAAAAUAUGCAUUAUAGCAAGAGGUCUGGCUUUUUUGCAUGAAGAGUCGCCACUGAAGGUUGUACAUAGAGACAUUAAAGCUACAAAUAUAUUGCUAGACCAAGACCUCAAUGCAAAGAUCUCUGACUUCGGUUUGGCCAAACUUGACGAAGAGGAGAACACUCACAUUAGCACCAGAGUUGCUGGAACCAUAGGAUACAUGGCUCCAGAAUAUGCACUAUGGGGUUAUUUAACAUAUAAAGCAGAUGUCUACAGUUUUGGUGUCGUUGCAUUGGAAAUUGUUGCUGGAAAGAACAAUAUGAAAUAUCGACCAAAUGAGAACUUCGUAUGCCUUGUGGAUUGGGCUCUUGUUUUACAACAAAAGGGGAACUUAAUAGAGCUAGUGGAUCCAAGGUUGGGGUCCGAUUUUGAAGUGGAAGAGGCAAUUACAAUGGUCAAGGUAGCGCUCUUAUGCAUCAAUCCAGCACCAGCUCUCAGGCCGACCAUGUCUGCAGUAGUGAGCAUGCUUGAAGGACGGACACUUGUUCGUGAAUCAGUCAUGAACCCAAAUAUUUACGGCGAUGAACUGAAGUUAGCAUCCUUGAGAAACCCGUUUGAUCUGACUGCACCGGGGGGUACAAGUGGAACUCAGAGCCUUGUUGGUUCAUCAGAUGCAACGUGUAUUAAUUCUUCUGCUACCACGUCCUCAGAUCUCUAUAAAAUUGGUCCUAGUAGUAGUACAUCUACUUAGUAAUUAACGUAAACCUUGUUAUGCGUUCAAGUAUGCAAAUUCUCGUGUACUGAUAAGUAGUACGUUCACUUUCCAAUAUCAAAGCUUCAGCUUCGUACUUUUGAUUACAACUUUGGGUGCAAGAAUAAACGCUUUUAAUCAAUUGAGCCAACU
Malus domestica (apple) is the source of this 3229-nucleotide messenger RNA. NCBI's taxonomy places the organism in Eukaryota, Viridiplantae, Streptophyta, Magnoliopsida, Rosales, Rosaceae. The record is from RefSeq and is a predicted model, not a curated record.